Molecule: messenger RNA, 2116 nt
Organism: Rhododendron vialii
Lineage: Eukaryota; Viridiplantae; Streptophyta; Magnoliopsida; Ericales; Ericaceae
Product: pentatricopeptide repeat-containing protein At4g21065-like
Exons: 2
Coding region: 90-1997 (635 amino acids)
Biological process (GO): RNA modification
Molecular function (GO): RNA binding; protein binding; zinc ion binding
Source: RefSeq, a predicted model, not a curated record
UUCGGUCUUCUCCUUCCAUUUUUUCUGUCACGAACAAGUAACAACCCGUACCAUUUUCUCGACGUUAGUCCCACCUAUAUACUACUGGCAUGUUCAAAUUCAAACACCACAGCUUCCUUUUAUCUGCCCAUGAAAUCCAUCGCCUGUUCUCUGCUUCUCCUGCUAUAUCCCUGGUGGAUCCCAUUACCCAACAUCAAGCCCAUCUUCAAACCACCACAAAUAUCAAUACCCUUCAAUCAGAAACUUCAAUUCCUCAAUCUCCUCCCUCUUUGGAUUCAAAACACUACAUUUCUGAACUAUUCAAGUGUAGAAAUCUUAACCAAAUAACACAAGUUCAUGCCCAAGUGGCUGUCAAUGGAUUGUUGCUCCAUAACGUUACUCUUGCAAACAAGCUUCUUUACAUAUAUGUGCAGCAUAAAGCUGCAAUUGAUGCUCAUUCCUUGUUUGGUGUGAUGACAGAGAAAGACCCAGUUUCUUGGAGUGUAAUGGUUGGUGGGUUUGCCAGGGUUUGUGAUUAUUUGAAUUGUUUUGUGACAUUUAGAGAGUAUGUUAGAUCUGGGGAGUGCUUAGAUAACUAUACAUUGCCAUUGGUGAUAAGGGCCUGUAGAGAUACAAUGGAUAUAAACAUGGGUAGAUUGAUUCAUCAUGUUGUUCACAAAUUUGGGUUGCAUUCAGAUCCUUUUGUGGUGGCUGCGCUUGUCGACAUGUAUGCGAAAUGUGGGGCUAUUGACGAUGCAAAGCAAUUGUUUGAUAAAAUGCCGGAAAGAGACCUUGUGAGUUGGACUGUCAUGAUUGGUGCAUAUGCUGAGUGUGGGAAUGCUAACGAGUCAUUAGCAUUGUUUGAUAGGAUGAGAGAAGAAGAUGUUAUACCUGAUAAGGUCGCUAUGGUGACUGUUGUGAAUGCUUGUGCAAAAAUGGGAGCUAUGCACAAGGCUAGACUUGUGAAUGAGUAUAUAUGGAGGAGGAAUUUCUCCUUGGAUGUAAUCCUGGGUUCGGCGAUGAUAGACAUGUAUGCUAAGUGUGGGAACCUUGAUUCAGCUAGGGAGAUUUUUGACAAGAUGAGAGAGAAAAAUGUUAUAACAUGGAGUGCAAUGAUUGCGGCUUAUGGGUAUCAUGGGAAAGGCCGUGAAGCUCUUGAAUUGUUCCCUUCGAUGUUAACAAGUGGUGUAUUACCAAAUAGGAUUACUUUUGUUUCUUUGUUGUAUGCAUGUAGUCAUGCGGGUUUGGUCGAAGAGGGUCUCCGGAUUUUCAACUCGAUGUGGGAGGAUCACUUUGUGAGACGGGAUGUGAAACACUAUACGUGUAUGGUCGAUCUCUUGGGCCGUGCUGGGAGACUAAAUGAGGCCUUGAAUUUAGUUGAGGAUAUGAGUGUUGAAAAAGAUGAGGGGCUUUGGGGUGCGUUACUUGGGGCGUGCAGGAUUCAUAAUCGUAUAGAGCUAGCAGAAAAGGCUGCAAAAUCUCUACUUGAACUACAGUCCCAAAACCCAGGACACUAUGUAUUGCUUUCUAAUAUUUAUGCUAAAGCGGGUAGGUGGGAAGAUGUGGCCAAGAUUAGAGAACUAAUGACUCAUAGAAGGUUGAAAAAAAAUCCCGGUUGGACUUGGAUUGAGGUGGAUAACAAGAUCCAUAGGUUUAGCGUUGGAGAUCAUACUCAUGGCUGGUCGAAAGAGAUAUAUAAGAUGCUUGAAAUGUUGAUUGAAAAGUUGGAGUUGGCUGGUUAUGUCCCUGAUACAAAUUUUGUUUUGCAUGAUGUGGAUGAGGAACUUAAGCAAGGAAUGUUGUAUAGUCAUAGUGAGAAGUUGGCAAUUGCAUUUGGGCUUAUAAGCACUCCUGAGGGAACCCCUCUUAGAAUUACAAAGAAUCUUAGGGUUUGCGGGGAUUGUCAUACGUUUAUUAAAUUCGUCUCUGCAAUUGCAAAGAGGUUGAUUAUAGUGCGAGAUGCAAAUCGGUUUCACCAUUUCGAGGAAGGUGCUUGCUCUUGUGGGGACUACUGGUGAUUGGUUUAUUUCUCCCCCCCCCCCCAGGAGGUUGCAUGGAUGUUGGAAGUUGAACCACUUCAUCCUUAGUUUCUUCACUGCGAGGAUGCACCGGUUCUAGACAAUACCGCAUACCGCCU